AUGGCAGCUGUAAGUAUAAGCUUCAACGGGGAGCCGGCCGUCCUGCUGAAGCUCGGUAAUGUCUACCGCAUUGGGCGCAAGAAGUCAUAUGAGUUCUGUGUUGACGAUGAAUCCAUGGAGCUGUUUCAUGCUGUGGCAACAGUCUAUCUAGCUGGCGUCCUUCGCGUGAAUGCUCUGCAGGGAAAAGUAUUCGUGAAUGGCUUGGAGAAAAUCAACGCGGACAUCAGCCAAAAGGAUGCCAUCGAUGGAAAGGUGAAGUUGCGCUUCGGUAAUGUGGAGGCCGAAGUGCAAGUGAUGGAACCUAUUCAGCACCAUGAUAGCAGCGGAAUCGACGAAUCCGGCAUGGACACAUCCGUAGACACAACAAUUGACAGCGACUUCGUCUCUGAAAUGCAACUCAAUUAUUUCGAUGAGAAUGAAUUAGACGACUUUGAUUUAUCUAUGAUUUUAGAUGUUGGAGAUGUACUGGAUAUCGGUGCAACCGACAUGGAAAGCAACGAUUUAACGCAGUUUAUGGACCACAUGGAAACGCCAACAGCAACUCACCUCGAAGAGGAGGACGAUAAUCAGAAUUUCAUUGCCACUCAGUUGUUUCCAAUUGAACCCAACUCUUCUGAACAGCCCAGUUCUAGUAAGAGCCCUGAGGAUUUCAUAGCCACUCAGCCAUUUCCUUCACCGAAUCAAAAGUGGUUGUACACUGCUGAAUGUACUGCAGAUCUCAGCAACAAUGAAGGCAAUCCAGAUAUGACAGCCACGCAGGGAUUACCCCCGAGGAGCAAGCAAGCAAAGAACACUCAAGAAAAUGAAGAGAACAUUGCAGUUGAAAAUAAUGAUACAGAACCCAAAGCUUCCCCUUCCAAAGACGCAGAAGCUCUGGAUACCCUUAUCAUGGAGAUGCUGAAUGAAAUGGCUAAAGGCCCUCCACAACCGCCCGAUGAUCCAAACAAGCCCCAAAUUAAGUUCGUUGAACCUUGCAUUAUUAUGGACGAAUACCAUAAUGCUAAGGUUUCCCGAAUAGAAUCCGUCUUUCCACACAGCAACAAAUCCUGGCGUUUACCGAAAUUACCCGAAGUCUUGCGUAGCCGCAAAUCCGGAUCGCUGUCACCUCCAAGUACUACAAGAGGAACAUAUCCACGACGCUUUUCAGACGAGUCCCCCAGAGUCCAGCCAGCCGGACAUAGAAAGAAGAUCGUCCGUUUUGCUUGCAAUUCGCUUACUGCAAAAGAGGCUAAAGGGUCAGCUGACAAGGAGAGAACCCCGGAAUUGCUGGUCAAGGAAUCGUCGGUUAGUUACAAGGCGUCGACUAGUGCAGAGCUCGAUUCUGCGUCGCAAUCCAAAGUCAAGAAGAGAAUCGAACUCGAAACAGAGGAUCAGUACGUUCCAAAUGAACCACGCGGGCAAUUAACAUACUCAAAAACAAUCGAAAAGGAUCCGAAAGAUGCAACUGAAAAAGAAAUCGCUGUAGGGAAGGAAAAGACUACUAGUGCUGUGGGAAAACAAAGGGUGGCAGGAUCUAGGAAGCGUAAAAUAUCAACGGAGGAUAAGCCAAAGGUAAAACCUAAAGGUAGUAAAAGUGAGACACCAUCUACCAUAGGGAUGAAGACAAGAAGUAAGGCGGCACAGGAGAAAGCUAAAGCAGAACAACAAUCCAAACCUACUGUUCGCAAAUGUUGUGUCAGGAUCAAAAGAUCUAAUAAACUAAUAAGCUAAUAAACUCGAGAUCUGUCACUGGAGAGGCCACUGAUCGUCCAACUACAAGUGCUGCAGCACAAAAGGAAAGCCGUUAAGAAGGGGAACAUCAAGUAGAAGAGGAAUGAACAUCAUAAUUAAGGCAACAUGCCUUAAACAACAAAACAAUAAAAAUGAUUACGUCACGA
Molecule: messenger RNA, 1877 nt
Organism: Drosophila persimilis
Lineage: Eukaryota; Metazoa; Arthropoda; Insecta; Diptera; Drosophilidae
Exons: 4
Coding region: 1-1710 (569 amino acids)
Source: RefSeq, a predicted model, not a curated record